UGACACUUGUUGUUUUCCUGUAGGGAGGUUUGAUCAAUUUUAAUUUAGCACAACUGGUGAUUGAUUUUGUAAUUUACUGUUAUUGGAAUUUUUUGUUCAAUUUAACUGAACUUGAUUCCAAAUUUCAUUUAUUCCGCUCUGCAAUUACUUUAUAGAUUUACAUCCAUUUUCAAGUGAUCAUUAACAAGUCUACGUAAACUCCAUGAAGCUGAUUCUUGAGUCGGAACCUAACAAGACUUCUCUGAGCAAUUACUGUGAUGUAAUUACCGAAGACGAUGAAUACCUAGAAGAUGUUAACGAAGAAGAGGAUAACGACGAUGAUACUGAUUGUAGUCUAAGCACGAUGGUUGUACAGAACAGCUCCAACUUGCAUAUUUCUUUCGCUGGUUGCGGAUUUCUGGGAACGUAUCAUGUUGGAGUGAUCCAGUGUUUGAUGACACAUGGAAAGGGAUUUAUGAAGAGGGUUCGAGGUGUUGGUGGUGCUUCUGCAGGGGCAUUAGUGGCUGCCACGCUGUUAUGCUCACCAAAAAAAUUAAAUGACGCAAUGCAGCUGUGUUAUAACAUAGCAGACACUAUACAAAGUAAACCACUAGGUGCUCUUACUCCCAAUUUUAAUAUGUCGCAUACUUUAAGCACGGAACUUGAUACUCUCCUACCACCGAACGCCCACACGAUGGCUAGUGGACGACUGUUCAUCUCGCUGACAAUGCUGAAAAAUCGCAAGAAUAUUGUAAUUUCGCAAUUUGAAAGUAGGGAUGAACUUAUUCAGGCAUUGCUAUGUAGUUGUUUUAUACCUGUGUACAGUGGAAUGAAGACACCGACAUUUAGAGGCAAGAAAUGUAUGGAUGGUGGGAUGUCCUGGAACCAACCUGCAAUGCCAUCAGGAAAAACAAUCUUUGUGUCACCAUUCUGUGGCACAAAACAGCAGAUCUGCCCUCGAGAUGAAACCUGGUUUGACCUGAGCUAUGAUAUCUUUGGACAUAGUUUUAAAUUCAGUGCACAGAAUGUUGUGCGUGGUGUGCAGGCUCUUUUUCCACCACACCGAUCUGUCUUGGAGAAGUACUAUCAGAAAGGGGUGCAAGAUGCUAGGGUGUUCCUGUUUAAGAAUAAGCUGUAUGAACAGGAGCUGGACACAGACUUAGGACUUGAAUAGUAUAAGAAAGAUGGUGGAAAAUUGAUUAUUGUCAAUGCCAUGAAAUUAAUAGUGUUAGCGCUCCCGGUGCAAUGCCAGUGUGCCUAUGAUAUAUUUCAGGGUGCCUUAAGCCGGACACCCACUUCACCGUACGAUGACCACGACUCCUUUAUCUGUGAGCGCUAGAUUGAGUGACGCUGUCUGCUGAUUAUAGGGGGUAGUCUGAACUGAUCGUCAUUAAAAACUUUCCAUUUUUUUUUUUCAUGUCAUUGCGUUCUGCAAAAAAAAUUGUGUCGGCAGGUCCAUAUAUACCCUUGAGAAUUAGUGCCAUACAGUAUAUGUUGAGGUAAAAUGUUGGUGGCAUAUAUAUAUAUGUAUACAGUAAUGUCAUAUGAUGAGGUGGUAUACAGCAUUGAACAGUAGCACCCCUGCCCACACCAGUUGUGUUUUGAACGGCACUAGCGUUUGGCAACUGUGAUUGAGUGAAAAUUAACACUGACCUGCACAUAAUACGUAUACAAUUGCUUAAAUGUUGAGAUAGGUCACUUGCAUUAGAAACAUACAAAUACUGUACACUCCAUGCCCAAGGUACUGUUUGUAAAACAAUUAUUGCCAAUCUGAUAUAAAUAUUAUCACAAGCAUAGGUAUUGUGCUUUGUGCCUAGAGGUUUAGCUAGAGGUACGAUACACCUAGAUAGAGCUGCAGGGAUCCCAAGUUGUGAAAGCCAUUUCAGGGAGGUCUGGUCUAACAUGCUUUCCUUUAACUAACUACCUGCUUUCAUGGAGGCAAAUAAUAAUGCAGUUGUAAAAACAUACUAACAUUCGUAAUUAUGGGAGAUGGGUUAGUUGAGGACUGCAAGAUUGCUUGUCUAGUGUAAGGGAGACUGGAUUCCCUGUGUUACACACAGCGAAUUAGCCAGGACAUAUUGGUCCUAGCUACAACACUGGUUUCAGAGGCGUACUAGGCUUGUUUCAUCCUGGAGGGGGGGGGUGUGUGAAAAUUGAUAAAGCGGAACUAGGGAGGGGGUACGAAAUUUGAGAAUCCUUAUUCCAAUGAAAACUUAAUGGUCAUUUUUAGUGUUUUAAUUAAACUCGCUUAUUGAACUAAUUUGCGCGCAAAUACAAUGUAUGCUAGAGUGCCAUAUAUGAAUGAGUUCCAUAUAGGCCUAUGUAAAGUAUUUUAAUGCCAUAUUUGCAAUGACAUAUAUGAUGGGUGAUAUAUAUGCCUGAGUGCUAAAUAUACAUUGCCAUAUAUUUUGGUGCCAAUUUAUAUAAGUACAGUAUUUUUAAUUUAGAUAUAUUUUAUAUACAUUUUCAUGUAGCCUACAUUUUUGUGUAUGAAUUCUAAUGUAGCAAAAUAGUGCUGUAUUAGAAAUAUGGUGUAUAUUUGAAUAUAUUUGUAAGUACCAUAUAUUCUAGGUGCCAGAUAAAAUUAAGAUAUAUUUUACAGUAUUAUUGUAUUGCACAUAAUGUAAAAUAGGCUAAAAAUAAAUGUAAUUAAUUAUGGAUGUUGUGAUAGCUGAAUGUUUCAAGCUGAAUAUAUAUUAUGGAGGAGCUGGUUGUAGCUUGGUGGUUAAAAUACUUUACUUGUAUUCCCAGGGUCCUGGGUUCAAAUCCUUUUAAAACCAUUAAAAUCAAUUCCACUCACUAAACCUCAUAAAGAGAAUUGGUUUAUAGAAAAUAAUUUUCGAGUCACUCAAUGCUGGGUGAGAAUGAAUACAAAAAUUAAAUGAAUAUUAUAGUCACUAAUUAUAGUCAUAUCCCUUGUCAUUAAUGGAACUUUCCACAAAUCUUUUCUCCAUGUUUUGAUUUAAGUCUGACUUCAUGCACAACCAAUUUUACGUUUUGACGUAAUUGUUAAAAAAAAAGUUUUUUUAAGUAUGCUUCAACGUAUUAUUAUUUUAUUCGCAACGUUUAAAAAAAAUAUAUGUUAACAAAUAAUGAGCCACAUUCCAAGUUUAUUUUUUAGUAUCUAUUUUAAGAUUAAGAUUAUUAGAAUAUAUAUGUACUAUUCAGUCAAAACUUUUAUGAUUCCCCUGUUGAUAGUUGUGGUCUGAUUUAGUGGAUGGGUUUGGAAACAAAAUAUGUGUGGUGCAAUAUCAACACUAAUAAGUUAGGUUCAUUGAAAUAUAACUUAUAUUCUAUUACGUUAUUUAUGUAUUUACUCAAAGACAAAUGUCUUAAAGAAUUUUUAAAUGUGGUCUAAAAUUAUAACGCAGUUUUUAAAAUAUAUUUAGUGUAAACACUAAUUACUACGAUGCCAAUUUUUAUUGGAUAAACAAUUCAUUUUACCUGUUUGGGUUCCACACAUGAAACAAAAAUAUUGCAUUGUAUAAGAAAAAAUGAAAAUGAGUGUUAUCUUUUCUGUUGCAUGCAACAUUGAAAGAGAAUUGUUGAAAUAUUGUUUUUACUUAAUAAACAAUUCAUUUUUAUGUUUUUCAUUGCAAA
Messenger RNA from Anneissia japonica, 3579 nucleotides. RefSeq names its product patatin-like phospholipase domain-containing protein 4. The transcript is spliced from 5 exons. Gene Ontology annotation, biological process: triglyceride catabolic process; lipid homeostasis. Bases 203 to 1153 code for a protein of 316 amino acids. The record is from RefSeq and is a predicted model, not a curated record. NCBI's taxonomy places the organism in Eukaryota, Metazoa, Echinodermata, Crinoidea, Comatulida, Comatulidae. Gene Ontology annotation, molecular function: triacylglycerol lipase activity. Gene Ontology annotation, cellular component: cytoplasm; lipid droplet; membrane.